UUCAUUUACUUUACAGUCAAGGAACAGUUUAACAUUGAAGGAGCUUUGAAGUUUCUCAUAAAAUCUCAAGUUCAAAUGGCUCAAAAGUUUGAGAUUAUAGAAAAUAACCAAAAACAAAUUUUAUUUUUAGUAAAUAAAAAUAUGACUGAUGCUCCAGCAGACAAAAAUUGGAAUAUUGAAUUUUCAACCACUUUUCCACUUCAAGAUAUUCAAUCUCUAAAUGAAAUAGAACAACGUUUAAUAACGGAUAUUGAAUUUAAAGAAAAAUUGGCAAACAGGAUCAGCAGUUUUAGAGGGUUAGAUGACAGCACAUUUAUCAAGUCAUCUUUAGAUAAUAUAUUCAGUGACAAAAUAGGUGUAUUAAUUUCCUUCACUGGUAGAAAACCAUCAAACACGGUUGAAAAAAAGUAUGCAAUGAAGAGUUCACUGCUGUAUAAACUUAUUUGUGAUGUUGGUCGAAGUCGUUACAAAAACUUUUCCGAUGAAAAAGCUGAGAAAGUCACUAGUAGCUGGUUACGUCAUUCAAUAGACCGUCUUAAACGUACAGCGGCACUAACAUAAUAACAAAGUGGUAUUCUUACUUUAUUUUUAUAUUUUAUUAAUUUUGAAAUUUGUAUAAGAAUUUGUUUAAUAUUAUUAUUAAGUUUUUAAUGUUUGUAUGUUAUAAUUAUAUAGGGUAUUGACUAUAAAUAAAGAGUACUUUUUAUUACGUUAUAAAAUAUAUUAUAUUUGCAUUUUAACUAUGUUAAUUCCUUUUCUGGAGUCUCAGUAAGUAAUUUAAAGGAGCGGAAAUUCAGAUUUGGUAGUGAGAGUGGGGAUUACCGAAGUGAAUUUCGUAGGAACUCCCUGGGAUUCCUUGUGUUACUAGGAAAGGACUCCCUAUUAAUUCCUUUUCUGGAGUCCCAGCAAAUAAUUCGAUGGAGCACCUAAGGAGCGGAAAUUCGGAUUUGGUAGGGAGAGUCUAGGGAUUCCCGAAGGGA
Messenger RNA from Acyrthosiphon pisum (pea aphid), 980 nucleotides. RefSeq lists its product as uncharacterized. The coding region runs from base 76 to 561 and encodes 161 amino acids. NCBI's taxonomy places the organism in Eukaryota, Metazoa, Arthropoda, Insecta, Hemiptera, Aphididae. The record is from RefSeq and is a predicted model, not a curated record. The transcript is spliced from 3 exons.